Molecule: messenger RNA, 1867 nt
Organism: Cucurbita maxima (winter squash)
Lineage: Eukaryota; Viridiplantae; Streptophyta; Magnoliopsida; Cucurbitales; Cucurbitaceae
Exons: 6
Coding region: 324-1601 (425 amino acids)
Molecular function (GO): lipid binding
Source: RefSeq, a predicted model, not a curated record
ACCUGCCCUUUCAGCCUACGUUCGGCCAAAAUCCUUCACCCUUUUGGGGAUUUUGAGAGAACCCUUUAUUUAAGUCACGAGGGAGACCCCAACUUUCUGUAAUAACCAGAGGAAUUCUUCUGGUUCUUACUACUUCGCCUCCUAUCAUCGCUGGAUUCUUAUCCAUUUUCUGAUGCGCUUCUGCUGAAAACGAGGCAAAAGGGGAAGAACUAUAUCCGAAUCCCGGUAUUCUUUCGUGUUCUUCAGUUCUUUGAUUCUCUGUUGGGUUCUUUCGAUUCCAUUCGCCUUUUGUGUUUGUGGGUCAUUUGAUUUUGUUGGGGGUGAUGGCGGUGGACUCGUUCUUGUUGGAGACGGCGGGGCCUCCCACCGCCUACGAUUCAGUGUUCAUGAUUUUGAUGUUUGUUGCUCGUUUGUGGGUGGGGAUUAUUGUGGGAGUGGUUGUGGGAUGGAUUUGGAAGCCCAAAUGGGUGGAUUCCAAUAAGGGUUUGUUCAUUUCGUCCAAGUUGAAGGAUAAUCUGCCGACAUCUUGCUUUGUGGGUUCAAUUUCUAGUUUGAAUUCCUUGAACAUUCUGCCUAAAUGCUUGAAUUUGACGUCAAAUUGUGAGGAUGAACAAGAAGAACAAGAAGAACAAGAAGUUGCAGCAUCCAUCUCCAGUUCAUCAGCACCAGCUGAGUUAACGGAGGAGGAUUUUAAGUAUUUGUACAAGCUUGUUGAGGAGAAAGAUGGAGGGCCGUCAUGGAUUCAGAUGAUGGAUCGUUCUACCUCUACCAUGAGCUAUCAAGCAUGGCGGAGAGACCCUGAGAGGGGGCCGCCGCAGUACCGAAGUCGAACGAUUUUUGAGGAUGCGACGGCUGAGAUGGUGAGGGAUCUCUUUUGGGAUGAUGAAUUCAGAAUGAAAUGGGAUGAUAUGCUUAUAAGUGGUCGAACAUUGGAGCAAUGUCCGACCACAGGGAACAUGACUGUCCACUGGGUGCGCAAGUUCCCUUUCUUCUGCAGCGAUCGAGAUUACACGAUCGGACGAAGAAUCUGGGAAUCGGGACAGGCGUAUUACUGUGUGACGAAGGGCGUACCUUGUUCCUUGAUACCAAGACAGAAGAAGCCAAAACGAGUUGACCUUUACUACUCAAGUUGGUGCAUCCGUGCAGCUGAAUCGAGAAGGGGUAACGGCGAGCUGAGUGCGUGCGAGGUGAUACUAUUUCACUACGAAGACAUGGGCAUCCCAUGGGAAAUUGCAAAGCUGGGGAUUAGGCAAGGGAUGUGGGGAGCCGUCAAGAAGAUCGAUCCCGCUUUACGUGCAUAUCAGAAGCAUAGAGCUUCCGAAGCGCCGCUUUCAAACUGUGCUGUGAUGGCUAAUAUCAACACAAAGAUGAGUUCAGAGUAUGUGAUGAGAUGCUCAGAAGAUGCAUCUGACAAUGACGAUGGUUCCUCAGAGGUCGGAAGUUUGGAGCCCUCUGAGAAACCAGCAGCAGGGAAGAACUUGCCAAAGCUUCUUAUGGUGGGCGGAGCGAUCGCCCUUGCUUGCAGCCUCGAUCACGGCCUCUUAACCAAAGCGGUCGUGUUCGGAGUGGCCCGAAGAUGUUUGAACAUUGCAAAGAGAUGAUCAGUACAACAAAUCUUAUAAUCAGAUUCAGCUUAAGCAUUGUUUCCAUGAGUGACACACAAAGAGGAAGCCCUUUGAAGGUGGUAAAUUUGGUUUUGGAAUUUCCCCUUUUGAGUUGUAAAAAGAAGCUUUAGAUUGUAGGGAAGGAGAGAAGAUUGAACAUAGAUUUAGGCUUCAUAUAAACCCUCAAUUCUCUGUUCUUCUUACUCAGAUGGGGGGAGUGUUUAUGGAAUAAAUAGUGGAAAUUAAGAAGCUAUCCUGUUUUA